Scutellospora calospora is the source of this 638-nucleotide messenger RNA. NCBI's taxonomy places the organism in Eukaryota, Fungi, Glomeromycota, Glomeromycetes, Diversisporales, Gigasporaceae. The record is from the annotation of a GenBank genome assembly.
AAAAAGAAAGAACAGAGAUUUCCGAAGCCGAGUUAGAGAAAAUCGCCCGAGAAAUAAUGCCGAGUUUGAAUACUGAUGAUAUCGAAAAAGCCAAAAAAAUUGUGGCCGGCACGGUGCGAAGUUUCGAAAAAGUUACUAAUAAACACUAUAAUUCAUCCGAAGCCAUAGAUUUUUUAAAAAAUAACAAUCCGGAGAAAUUAAAAAAUAUUGAAGCCAAAAAAGAAAGAAAAGUAGCAGUAAUAAAGGAAGGAUUGCCAGAAAAUAUUCAAGAAAGUUGUCAAAAAAGUUUUGAGAAAUUAUUAGUCCAUCCUGCUGGUGAAGAAGUGAUUAAACCCUUGCAAAAAUUAUUAGGUCCCAAGGGAAUUUAUCCCACCAAAAAAAAUGGUUCAUUAACUGAAAAUAUAUUAGAAGAAGUGGAAAAGUUUAAAAAGGGGGAAGGAGAAAUCAAAACUGAUAAGGGCGGCAAUGUUCAUGUAAUAAUUGGUAGCAGUGAUUUUAGCCCAGAGCAAUUGGAAGAAAAUUACAAAAUAAUAUAUAACAAGAUGAUAGAGUUAAAACCAGUCGGUUGGAAAGGUGAUUUUCUAAAAAAUAUAACUCUUUCAACAACGAUGGGUCCUGGGUUGAGAAUACUAAAAUAG